This is a messenger RNA of Nerophis lumbriciformis (worm pipefish), 2139 nucleotides long. Lineage: Eukaryota; Metazoa; Chordata; Actinopteri; Syngnathiformes; Syngnathidae. The record is from RefSeq and is a predicted model, not a curated record.
AUGGCGGCCACCACCUCUGUAGACCCCAAGCUGCAAUUUGCGCCCUUCAGCAGUGCGCUAGAGGCAGGCUUCUGGCAUGAGCUCACACAGAGAAAACUCGAUGACUACAGGCUGGAUGAGAGCCCCAAAUGUAUCAAAGGGUACUACUACAAUGGUGAUCCGGUUGGUUUGCCCACCCGUCUGACUUUGGAGUUCAGUGCAUUUGAUGUAGAUGGGUCCACUCCGGCUCAUUGCUGCGAGGCUGUAGGGAAACUGUACAACACUAACACGCUAGAUGCCUUUAAGAGCACGGACAAGAAAGCUUUGCUGGAUAAAGAGUCCAAAGAGCUUUGGGAUGCCAUACGGUCCGGGGAUGCACUCACAGACCCAAGCAUCCUUUGCAGGUUUAUUCUGCUAACCUUUGCGGAUUUGAAGAAGUACCAUUUCUACUACUGGUUCUGUUUCCCUGCACUUUGCUUCCCAGAGGGCAUAGAGAUUGUAAAAGCGCCUUCUCUGCUAGAAACUGUUUUCACAGGAAACCAAAUUGCAUCCUUGCAGGAGGCCUAUGACAGCUUGUGUAUCAAAGGCAGGACCACUGCAGUUCCCUAUUUCCUAAUGAAGUACUCAGAUGACACAGUUCAGUUGGCUCCAUUAGCAGAGUUGGGGACGUUCUUUCCUGGUGUGCAAAAGGUAACCGUGGGUGUGUAUGACCCAUGUACUCUGUCUCAACAUCCAGGAUGGCCUUUGAGGAAUCUACUCGCCCUAAUAGCUUGUCAAAGGGGGGCAAAGUUCGACACAGUGGAGGUGCUGUGCUUUAGGGAUCGAACACAACAGGGAAUCCGCACAAUUCAACAUAGUGUCAUUUUUCAGGUCAAACGACCUGAACUACUGCUUGACUCUGUGUGUCCGAAGAGUGUCGGCUGGGAAAAAAAUGCCAAGGGGGUGAUGGGACCCCGAAUGGUCAAUCUCAGUGAAUGUAUGGAUCCCAAAAGGCUUGCUGAGUCAUCAGUUGAUCUUAAUUUGAAACUAAUGCGAUGGAGACUGGUCCCUUCACUGGACCUGGACAAGGUGGUCAGCACCAAGUGUCUUUUACUUGGAGCUGGGACUUUGGGCUGCAAUGUGGCCAGGACACUAAUGGGAUGGGGAGUGAGACACAUCACCUUUGUGGACAAUGCAAAGAUCUCCUAUUCCAAUCCGGUGCGGCAGCCUCUCUAUGAAUUUGAGGAUUGUCUUGGAGGUGGAAAGGCCAAAGCCAUUGCCGCUGUUGACCGGCUCACCAAAAUCUUUCCUGGUGUGAAAGCAGAAGGCUUCAGCAUGAGUAUUCCCAUGCCAGGCCACCCGGUGAGUUUCUCCCAGGCCACUUUGGCUCAGACCCAGAAAGAUGUGGAGCAGCUGGAGAAGCUCAUCUCGGAACAUGAUGUGGUCUUCUUACUAAUGGACACAAGAGAGAGCCGCUGGCUUCCUACAGUAAUUGCGGGUUGUAAGCGGAAGCUGGUGAUCAAUGCCGCUCUUGGCUUCGACACAUUCGUAGUGAUGCGCCACGGCCUGAAGAAACCUAGACAAAAUGCUUCCGGUGAUGCACAAUCCUCAUCUUCUGGUUCAUCACCAUCUUCUUUGUCCUCCACGCCACUCUGCUCAUCAUCCUCCAUCGCAGCAUCCUCCCUGUUCUCCAAUAUUCCUGGACAUAAGCUGGGCUGCUACUUCUGCAAUGACGUUGUGGCACCAGGAGAUUCAACCAGGGAUCGGACUCUGGACCAGCAGUGUACUGUAAGUCGACCUGGCCUGGCCAUGAUUGCUGGCGCCCUGGCUGUGGAGAUGAUGGUGUCCAUUCUGCAGCACAGUGAAGGAGGCUAUGCGGUGGCCAGCAGCAGCGAUGACCGUAUGAAUGAACCUCCCACGUCACUCGGCCUCGUGCCGCAUCAGAUACGUGGCUUCCUCUCCAGGUUUGACAAUGUCCUGCCUGCCAGCCUAGCUUUCGACAAGUGCACCGCCUGUUCACCCAUUGUCCUGGACCACUAUGAGCGAGAAGGCUUCAACUUCCUAUCCAAGGUGUUUAACUCAUCACACUCUUUCCUGGAAGAUCUGACGGGUUUGACAUUGUUACACCAGGAGACCCAGGCAGCAGAGAUAUGGGACAUGAGCGACGACGAGAGCGUCUGA